Messenger RNA from Elephantulus edwardii (Cape elephant shrew), 2172 nucleotides. RefSeq names its product DIX domain containing 1 (gene DIXDC1). Bases 121 to 2172 code for a protein of 683 amino acids. Gene Ontology annotation, molecular function: protein binding. The record is from RefSeq and is a predicted model, not a curated record. NCBI's taxonomy places the organism in Eukaryota, Metazoa, Chordata, Mammalia, Macroscelidea, Macroscelididae. The transcript has 20 exons. Gene Ontology annotation, biological process: canonical Wnt signaling pathway. Gene Ontology annotation, cellular component: cytosol.
AGAGAUCCCAAUGAACUGAGCUGAGUCUUUGUGUGAAGAGGGAGGAGGAAGAAGUGGAGGCAGCGGUGACGGUGACCGGCUGGCUUGGAAGCCCUGCCGGGGGAACCCCAGGAGGGAACAAUGCUAGCCUGCCUGACCCGGGGGAACUUACUGGACGUCCUGCAGGAGGGCUUCAAUGAGCAACAGCUGCAGGCAUACGUUGCCUGGGUGAACGCACAGCUGAAGAAGAGGCCAGCGGUGAAGCCUGUGCAGGACCUUCGGCAAGAUCUCCGGGAUGGGGUGAUCCUGGCAUAUCUCAUCGAGAUCGUUGCAGGAGAAAAGCUGAGUGGAGUACAGCUGAGUCCGAGCAACCAACAGGAGAUGAAAAAUAAUGUGGAGAAAGUCCUGCAGUUUGUGGCCUCCAAGAAGAUCCGUAUGCACCAGACAUCUGCUAAAGAUAUUGUAGAAGGAAACCUCAAGUCCAUCAUGAGGCUGGUGCUUGCCUUGGCAGCUCAUUUUAAACCAGGCUCCAGCAGGACAGUGAGCCAAGGGCAGGACUCCAGCAGCCCUCUGCAGAGUCACCAACCACACUGUGCCACUGCUGUGGCCCAGGGGGCAGCUGCUGCUCUGGCCGAUGUGUGUCACGACAUGUCCCGCUCAGGACGUGAUGUCUUUCGAUAUAGACAGAGGAACAGCAGUGUGGACGAGGAGAUCGAGAACCCAUACUGGAGCGUGCGUGCCCUGGUGCAGCAGUACGAAGGGCAGCAGCGGUCCCCAUCGGAAUCCAGCUGCUCCAGUCUGACUUCACCCAGUCCAAUCCACAGUGCAAAAAGUGAAUCUAUUAUAACCCAGUCGGAGGAGAAGGUGGAUUUUGUGGUUAUCCCUUCAGAAGGAAUAGAGAAUAGAACAGAGGAGAUAGAUUCUCCAGUGUCCCGAGACUGGCGACCAGUGAGCCCAGGAACCUACCUGGAGACUGCUUGGGAAGAACAGCUGCUGGAACAACAAGAGCAUUUAGAGAAAGAAAUGGAAGAAGCAAAGAAAAUGAUAACAGGACUCCAGGCCUUACUUCUCAAUGGAUCCUUACCUGAAGACGAACGAGACAGGCCCUUGGCUCUCUGUGAACCAGGAGGCAAUCCUGAGGAACAACUGAUUAUUAUCCAAAGUCGCCUGGAUCAGAGUAUGGAAGAGAAUCAGGACCUAAAGAAGGAGCUGCUGAAAUGUAAACAAGAAACGAGGAACUUACAGGGGAUAAAGGAUGCCUUGCAGCAGAGGCUGACUCAGCAGGACACAUGUGUGCUUCAGCUCAAACAAGAACUGCUCAGGGCUAACAUGGACAAAGACGAGCUACACAACCAGAACGUGGAUUUGCAGAGGAAGCUGGAUGAGAGGAACCGGCUUUUGGGAGAAUAUAAGAAGGAGCUGGGGCAGAAGGAUCGCCUCCUUCAGCAGCACCAGGCCAAGCUGGAAGAAGCACUCCGGAAACUCUCUGAGGCCAGUUACCAGCAGGUGGAUCUGGAGCGGGAGCUGGAACAUAAAGACGUCCUUUUGGCUCAUUGUAUGAAGAGAGAGGCAGAUGAGGUGACCAACUACAACAGUCACAGCUCUCAGAGCAAUGGUUUUCUCCUUCCAAUGGCAGGAAAAGGAGCUGUUUCAAUUGCCCACAGAGGGACCAGUGACCUACAGCUUGUCCGGGAUGCUCUCCGCAGCCUACGCAACAGUUUCAGUGGCCACGAUCCUCAGCACCACACGAUCGACAGCCUGGAGCAGGGCAUCGCCAGCCUCAUGGAGCGCCUGCACGUCAUGGAGACCCAGAAGAAACAGGAAAGGAGGGUUCGGGGCAAGUCACCCAGAACUCAGGCAGGCAGUGAAUACCGGGAGUCCUGGCCCCCAAACUCAAAGUUGCCUCACUCACAGAGCUCUCCAACUAUCAGCAGCGCCUGCACUAAAGUACUCUAUUUCACUGACCGGUCACUUACUCCCUUCAUGGUCAAUAUACCAAAGAGGUUGGGGGAGGUGACACUGAAGGAUUUUAAAGCAGCUAUUGACCGAGAAGGGAAUCACCGUUAUCAUUUCAAAGCACUGGAUCCUGAGUUUGGAACUGUUAAAGAGGAGGUUUUCCAUGAUGAUGAUGCCAUCCCCGGAUGGGAAGGGAAAAUUGUAGCCUGGGUGGAAGAAGACCAUGGAGAGAAUUAA